GCACGAAAUGAUUUCCCGCCUUAUUUUACCACCAUGCUUCAAUCUUUCGAGCGCUGAUUCGGUGUUAAUCCAACUUUUCCCCUGAACUCCGCCGAGCAAAUUCCCGAUGUUAAUCCGAUACAGAAGAAGCGUAAGGAAAACUCAAGAUUUUACCCCAACCCCUUCUUCUCAACUCCAAUCUCGAGCGAACUCUGCUCUGCGAAAUGAGAAUCAGUUGUCCAGGAGCACAAUCCCUGCGUUCGUUCUUUCAAAUCCGAUUCUCCAUCUGCUCGAGAAAUGCAAAUCGAUCUCCCAGUUGAAGCAGAUUCAGUCUCAGAUGGUUCUCACGGGGUGGAUUGCAGACGGGCAGGCGUCCAGUCGUUUGAUCGCGUUCUGCGCGAUUUCGCAAUCAAGGGACAUCGAUUACUGCAUCUCGAUUCUGGAUUCGAUCGAGGAGCCAAACGCGUUCUCGUGGAAUUUCGCGGCUCGGGGAUGUGUAGAGAGUGGGUAUCCUGGGAAGGCAUUUGUUGUGUACAAGAGAAUGCUGGGUCGCGGGUUCAGGCCUGACAGUUAUACUUACCCGUUGCUGUUGAAUGCUUGCUUUGGGUUGGGAUUGGAUUAUUUGGGUCUUGAGAUUCUCGGGCAUGUGUUGAAGUUCGGGUUUGAUGGGGUUGUUGUCGUGCACAAUGCGACGAUUCACAUGUUUGCUUCUGUUGGGGAGUUGGGGUAUGCACGCCAGGUGUUCGAUGAAGGUCGCGUGAGAGAUUUGGUUUCUUGGAAUUCGCUGAUUAAUGGGUAUGCUAGGAAGGGGAAGGCGAGGGAGGCGAUGAGUGUUUAUAAGGAGAUGGUGGAGGAGCAGGUGAAGCCAGAUGAGGUGACGAUGGUUGGGCUCCUUCUAGCUUGUGCACAGUUGGGGGAUCUGAAACUGGGAAGAGAUUUCCAUGGCUAUGUUGAAGAAAACGGAUUGAGAUUAACGGUUCCCCUCACAAAUGCACUUCUGGAUAUGUAUGUGAAGUGUGGUGAUCUUGCCGCUGCAAGAGCUCUGUUUGUGAAGUCAAAAGAGAAAACUGUUAUAUCAUGGACUACAAUGAUUGUUGGAUACGCAAAAUGUGGAUUUUUGGAGACAGCGAGAGAGAUUUUUUACGCCAUGCCAGAAAAGAAUGUUGUCUCUUGGAAUGCUAUUAUGGGAAGUUAUGUCCAAGCCAAGCGUGGCAAGGAUGUGUUGAUUUUGUUUCAUGAAAUGCAAGGUAGCGAUAUACACCCGGAUAAGGUGACCAUGGUUCAUUGUUUAUGUGCUUGUUCACAGCUUGGCGCACUCGAUACUGGAAUGUGGAUUCAUCGGUACAUUGAAAAGCACCAGCUUCCUUUAGAUGUUGCUUUAGCGACAGCUUUAGUUGACAUGUAUGCAAAGUGCGGGAACCUCCCAAAGGCUAUUGAUGUUUUUCAUAUCAUGCCAGGGAGAAACACCAUGACUUGGACUGCUCUCAUUUGUGGUCUAGCUUUCCAUGUACAUGCACUUGAUGCCAUAUCCUACUUCCUGAAGAUGCUCGAUGCUGGUUUGAUGCCGGAUGAAAUCACCUUCAUUGGUGUACUAUCUGCUUGUUGCCAUGGUGGGUUGGUGGAUGCAGGCCGUGAGUAUUUCGACCAAAUGACGUCCAAAUUCAGUCUCCGUCCUCAGCUCAAACACUACUCUUGCAUGGUGGAUCUUCUCGGUAGGGCUGGUUUACUGAAAGAAGCACUAGAUUUGAUUGAGAGCAUGCCGAUGGAGGCAGAUGCUGCAGUGUGGGGUGCACUGUUUUUUGCUUGUAGAAUUCAUCAUGGAAAUAUUGUCAUAGCUGAAAGGGCAGCUUCAAAGCUCCUCGAGCUGGAUCCCCACGACAGUGGGAUUUAUGUGCUGCUGGCAACCAUGUAUAGAGAGGAAAAUAUGUUUGAAGAGGGCAGAAAAGUGAUGAAAAUUAUGCAGGAAAGAAGAGUGGAGAAGAUCCCUGGGAGUAGUUGCGUUGAAGUUAGUGGCAUUCUUUAUGAGUUUAUCGUUAGGGAUAGAUCGCACCCACAAACUGAACUGAUCUAUGAGUGCUUAACUCAAAUGAUUAAGCAGCUGGAGUCACUUGAUUUCCAAUUUGAAGAUGCAGCUUUCUGCUAAUGUACAAGGUUGGUAUUCAUUUGCACCAUUCACUAAUCUGCUUUUGUUUUCACGAAGUUAAACUGGUUUAAAAGUCAAGGUAAAAUGGUGAGGACUGAGGAGGGUGAUUGAAGUUUUUGAAUCGUUGCUGGUGUGGGAGUCAUGGCUUUGUCAGCCUAUUUUGUCAUUUAUCCUCACCUAAUAAUCUUCACACCCAUCUGGCAGGAAGGCUAUAAAGCAAAGAGGCUUCCAAAUUCCAAUUAUUGAGUUGGAGGAAAAAUUAUUCUUCAGACAGGUAACUACAUUGGGAUUGUCUUUUAUAUGUUUUACCUCAUCUUCACUAGCUUAGUUCUUCUUGAUGGCAAGUGCUGAAUUUAUUAUUUGAUCUUAAGUCCUUAACCCGGUAAGCUUUAAGAAUUGAACAUUAUAAAAAAAGCUUUGAAGACAGUCAAGUCAAAGGAGACUCUGGUGACCUAGUUGCCACCAUCACCAUGGUAAAUUAAGCUGCAUAGGUUAGAUUUGUAUGAUCCAAAGAGUUAAGAGAGUUGUUAGUGCAAUGAUGUGCAUAGAACUCCUACUUAAGGAACAGCAGCGUGGGUGGGAAGGGGAAACAUGUUCUAAUUAAUUAUGUUAAAAUUAUAUGACAGAGUCACAAAUGUUGAAAAUGAAUUAACCUUGGGGAAAAGGGGAAAAUGGAAAUGUUAUAGAAAGGGAUCCAAUGUUGGCAUGUAAGAGAGGGAAGAGUUUUUUACUCCAGAAACAGAGAUUCACUCUUGACAGGUUCUGGAGGCAAAACACGAAGAAAAAAAAAAAACAAAAACACUAAAAGAUGGGGUCAACUAUCAUAUUCGAGCACUUAACUUUGGGGUGACUAACACAUUAGUCACUAAACUUAGUAAGUUUGAAAAAGAAAACAUUAUUGUCACUUUGUUCAUCUUAAGUUAGGUUUUUAGUCCAAAUAGUUUAUGUUAGUGUAUCAAUUCAUGGUGAUUUGGGUAAAUGUUUUGGAAUUGGAUCGAUUCAAAGGUUUGAUUCGUCCGAGUCCAUGUAACCUCCACAUCAUUGAUUUAUGUGAAUCAGUACUCUAAUUUGGAUGGAACACAUAACAUAAAUAGAUGAAGUAAUUGUUGAGUUAGUUAUUUUUUAACUUCAAUAAUAAGUUUGUUAUAAAUUAAAGUAUCAGUGACUGAUAAGGUAGCUCCAGAGUUUAGUAACCAUCUAAAGUAUCAGUGACUGAUAAGGUAGACUCCAGAGUUUAGUAACCAUCUAUAUAAUUGACGAAAAAAGGGUGACGGGGUGGAUAUCAUAUGCAGUAAUUAUCAUCUGUCCUUGCUUGCACGCAAUGUUUCAUUUUUCUCGCGCUUCUCAUCUUUUAUGUUCAUUCACAUUCACAUAUUCAAUUGUUUUGUUCCUCCCUCAUGCCUAUUUCUGUUUUUGUUUUGUCAUCACUCGUCUUCCCCACAUGCCUGACAGCUUUUGUUGGUCUCUCUCUAGUGGCCUGGUGGCCGUUUCAUUUGUUUGGGGUCAUAUGGCCCCAUAGCCAUCUGUCAUUGCUAACCUGAAUUUCACCAACGAGAAAUCUUGAUCUGGGUUUGUGCUCAGAGACCCAUCUGGCUGCCUUGAAUAUGCGCAAAGUUACAAGUUUAGGGAAUGUCAUUUCUGUUGGGUAGUUGGAAGUGUUUCCUGGUUUUAGGUGAGAAAACUAGGGUAAGAAGCUUUCUAAAAACUAGCCAUUUGGAUUUGCUUACCAGAAUGGGGUAUUUCCUAGUCACAGCUUAUCAUCUUGAAUUCCCUUGAUGCAUACUUCACCUAACAACAGCAGCAUCUAAGUUGGUGACCCAAAAUUUGCUGAUUUAGGUCUCGAAAGAGUUUUGGGAGACUAUGGAAUGUGAUGAAAUGAUGGGGGAUUUUGCGUGGGGGGAAAUUUCAUAGUGGUGGACCUAAUCAGUGACCAGAGCUGCCACAUGACCACCUUCUUUUGCUUCUAUGCCCUGCCUUUUGGAAUAAUUUGCUUUUGUUACUUCAAGCCAUUUAAGCUUCUUGGGUUCUUCUUCUCGAGCACAUGCUAAUUUCUUUUAGGGCUGGGAUAUAUAUGUAUAUACCAAAUCCAAAAUAAAACAAUACAAAAGUUGGAGUCUUGAAGUGUGGGAUUUGCUAUGUUUUCUUGAUGAUUUGAUUCUUCUAUCUCUAAGUAUCUUUGUUUUGUUUGGACUAACUGAUAUUGAUCAUGAGAGUUUCACGAUUUACAUUCAAUUGGAUUGGACUAAUUGAUAUAUAAUUGAAUUAGAUCUGACAAGAUAGACGAUAAAAAAUGUUGUGAACUUAAUCAAAAUUCAAUCAUCAAAAUUUACUUAUGAUUAAGUUUUAAUUGUAUUGGUUCCAUUUUUGAACCCUGGUUUAGUUCAAGCUUUCUUAAUCUUCAACAUUUUUAAGUGCAGGUUGGCUUUAAUUUUCUUCAUUCAUGUGCUUUUCUGGAAGGAGCUCAAGGUUAUGAGGUUUGGUUUACUCUAGCUUAAUUCAAUUAAAUGAAAACAAGUAAUGGAAAAUCAUCACAUGAUAUCCAGCUAAUUUUAAGCAUACUUCCAAAGCCUUUUUCGUCUUCAUAAUUCAUAUCAUGUCAUAUCUGUGUGUUUCUUCUAAAUUCCUUUUUUCCUCUUAACUCAAGCAGCUACCCUUCUUGCAGCGUAGGAAUGGUUUUGGUGACCUUCCUUUCAACCGUAAGUCACAUGAACCUCACUCUCAGUUUUAAUUUGAGUUAAGUAGAUAGUGCUGAGUUUUAUUAUAAAUUUAAUCGUUAUAAGUUAAGUGUCAGAGCAAAAUUAAAUAUUACAAUAACUCGAAUUCAGUCUAUAAUACAUCUUAGUAGUAGUGAUUAUGCAUGGGCAAUUAGGCACUAAUUUUGAAUUUCUAUCUAAACACCUAUUUAAAGUUUACCACUUUGAUUUCUCAAUUCUUCCCAUAUCGACUGACCCCACCAUUGAUUGUGAUCUUCAGCUCCCCCAACCAUAAAUACGAGGAAUAUAU
Linum trigynum is the source of this 5125-nucleotide messenger RNA. NCBI's taxonomy places the organism in Eukaryota, Viridiplantae, Streptophyta, Magnoliopsida, Malpighiales, Linaceae. The record is from the annotation of a GenBank genome assembly.